UAGCCAUCUGGCUAUUUACACCUGUGAUGUCUACGUUACGGCAGCGCAUACAGCAAACUAGCUAUCACUUUCUCGGUUAGCCAGAUAUGUGAAAUGGCUUUAGCCAGUGGCCAUUGGAUUGACAAGGAAAUCAAAGGAGGACCACCAAACCCCAGAUAUGGCCAUGCUAUUGCUGUAGCAAGGAAUGUAGUAUUCUUGUUUGGAGGUGUUUCAACAAUGAACUCCCUGGAAGAUGAGCCAGUGUAUUUGAAUGAUUUAUACAUGAUCACCGUUACACCAACUAGCAUCGUCUGGGAAGUGAUGACUCAGAAUGGACAAAUACCAGCUGCUAGAGAAGGACACAGUCUUUGUAUGGUUAAAGGGAAGCUCUACCUAUUUGGUGGCUCAUCAGUUCCACAAGCCAGAGAAUGUCUCCCAGGAGUCUAUUGCUUUGACAUUGAGCUUCUUACAUGGGGCGACUUGAAGGCAGGCGGAGUUCCUAUGAGAACCUUGAAGCACAGCUCGGCCACUGUGGGUGACAACAUAUAUGUCUUUGGAGGGAUUCUGGAUGGCGUUGCCAGAGAUGAUCUUCUGAUGUUCAAUACAGUGUCAAAGACCUGGACUCCAAUCAAGACCACAGGGGAUGUGCCACCUGCAAGAUUUAAUCACAAUUUUGCAGUAGUCAAUGAGCAGAUCUACUUGGUUGGAGGUUGCUCAGUGGAUGACCGCUUGUUCAAAGAUGUUCACAUUCUGAAUACGGGUACCCUCGUGUGGCAGAAAUGUGACGUGAAAGGAGAGUUCUCUCCUGCCUGCAGAGGUCAAACUCUCACAGCCCAUCAUGACAAGGACAUUUACUUGUUUGGGGGAAUUUGCCUCAGUGAAAAUGGAGUUGUAACUUCAACAAAUGAAAUACACAAGUUAAGCAUUGCAAAAAUGAAAUGGAAGGUUCCGCUCUAUGUAGGGAUUCCUCCGGCCAGUCGCUACGACCACACAGCGUUCAUCAUCCACAGCCAUCUUUAUGUGUUUGGAGGCAAAAAUGAAGUUACAGAAUUCAAUGACAUAAAGAUUAUGAAAUUAAUCAACCCCUCGGAAAGACAGCCAGUAAUGAAAGAGAUCCUGUCUGAAUUUGGAAUCCAAGGUGUUAGUAACGGAUUUGCACCUACAAGAAUUCCCAAUGUCAAGUACGAGCUGAGUGAUUCUACUUUUCCUGCAAGAAUGGAACCCUUGCCUCAUGUUCAAACUACAGACCACAGAGAUUUCAGCAUUGCACGUAAUGAGGCCUUGAACAUGAUCCGUAAGGCAUUCUCCAUGCUAGACGAGGAGUUUCAAAAGCUGGACUGUGAAAAGUCAAAGCUUGGUCAAGCUGCAGUUGCUCUGCAGUAUGAGAGAGAAGCUUUCAAUGCUCAUCAUCAAAAACAGCAGCAGGAACUUCAGGAAAUGCUGGAGAGACACAAGGCCCAGAAUGAAGCCUGGCUACGAGCGCGGGCAGAAGAGAACGACAGGGAGAGAAGGGAACUGUGCAGACUGAGGGAGGAUGUGUUGCUGGAGCAAGAUAAACUAAAAGAAGAGCAGAAGAACAUUCAGAAACGAAGUGAACAGCUUCUCUCUAUCAUGCAACAGUUCAAAGGCAUGUAAAAGCAAUGUCUUAGCCACAUCGUCACUGUUAGCACCCAGAUUUGCUUAAAUGGUUUGCUUGAUCACAAUCUACAGGGUUGAUAAUGCACAUCUUUUAUAAAACAGACUUGUGUUUUUGUCUGUUUGUAUUUAAAUUUUUGAAAUAGCUGUGAUUAACUGUCUGUGUCCAUUCAGAGUACUUUUUAAAAACGGUCAUCGUAUUCUUGAAGCAACACGAUCACAAGUUGACACAGACAAACAAAUGAAUAAAAAAAAUAGUUGAGAUUUGUUUUUGGAAAACUGACUUGAUUGAUAUGAUAGAGAAGGCUGCAUUUGUAGGUACAGUGUAUUGAUCUGUGUGCAGUAAUUUGUGAUUUCAAUAUCCAAAAAAUAUCAUAACUAUACAAUAAAUUCUAAUGAUACAG
Anguilla anguilla (European eel) is the source of this 2018-nucleotide messenger RNA. RefSeq names its product rab9 effector protein with kelch motifs. Gene Ontology annotation, molecular function: protein binding. NCBI's taxonomy places the organism in Eukaryota, Metazoa, Chordata, Actinopteri, Anguilliformes, Anguillidae. Bases 94 to 1614 code for a protein of 506 amino acids. The record is from RefSeq and is a predicted model, not a curated record. The transcript is spliced from 19 exons.